This is a messenger RNA of Pezoporus flaviventris, 1000 nucleotides long. It is a transcript of the gene REXO2, whose product is annotated as RNA exonuclease 2. The record is from RefSeq and is a predicted model, not a curated record. Gene Ontology annotation, cellular component: mitochondrion. The transcript is spliced from 7 exons. Gene Ontology annotation, molecular function: nucleic acid binding; 3'-5'-RNA exonuclease activity. The coding region runs from base 5 to 703 and encodes 232 amino acids. NCBI's taxonomy places the organism in Eukaryota, Metazoa, Chordata, Aves, Psittaciformes, Psittacidae.
GGCGAUGCUGGGCGGCAGCCGCGCCGGCCUGCGCCGCCUGCGGAGCUGCGCCGGACGGCUGUGGCGGGGCCGGCGGCGGGCGUCCGGCAUGGCCGGCGGCGACAUGGGCCAGCGUAUGGUCUGGGUGGACCUGGAGAUGACGGGCCUGGACGUGGAGAAGGACCAGAUCCUGGAGAUGGCCUGCCUCAUCACCGACUGCGACCUCAACGUGCUGGCCGAGGGCCCGAACCUGAUCAUUAAUCAGCCCGACGAGCUGCUGGAGAGCAUGUCCGACUGGUGCAAGGAGCACCACGGGAAGUCUGGCCUUACCAAGGCUGUGAAGGAGAGUAAGAUUUCCCUGCAGCAGGCAGAGUAUGAGUUCCUGUCCUUUGUGCGGCAGCAGACCCCACCGGGUGUCUGUCCCCUUGCAGGUAACUCUGUUCACGCAGAUAAGAAAUUUCUUGACAAAUACAUGCCACAGUUCAUGAGGCAUCUUCAUUACCGGAUCAUUGACGUGAGCACUGUCAAAGAACUUUACAGACGCUGGUAUCCGGAAGAAUACGAGUUUGCACCAAAGAAGGCGGCUUCUCACAGAGCACUGGAUGACAUCAGGGAAAGCAUCAAAGAGCUUCAGUUCUACAGAGAUAGCAUCUUCAAGAGGAAAACGGAUGAAAAGAAAAGGAAGCUGAUAGAGAAUGGAGAAAGCGAGAGGAGCGCCAGUUGAUCGCUCGCCUUGCCCUGCAGCCCGUAGCAAAUGCUUAGAAGCAUCUCCCGGUUCUUUUCUGUUUGCCAGCCUCUUGAGAAGCUGUGCCCUUUCCUUACCUUAUUUCUUAUCAGCUGUUAACAUGCAGGUGGAAGCCCAAGUUACCUCUGCUUUUCUGUUAGAGGAUGGAGUCGAUGCGUGCAAGCCUCAGCAGUGCCCUUGUCUGUCUCCUGGGUAAAGCACAUGGCUUGAUCCUCCUCUUUGCCCUGUUUUAGAUGGAGUCUUUCCCAACACAAUUAAAAGAGAGUUCUGUUGAAA